AUGGGCUAUACUAUUUCUUCUGAUGGUGAUGGGCUUUCAUAUUUUGAUUGGGCUGAAAGGCCUCCUUUAACUGUUGUACCUAUUUCUUCAAUUAAGCCCAAAAAUUUCAAAGAGAUAGUUGAAGAAACUAGGCCUAUUGAGAAUAAGUCUUCUAAAAUGGUGUGCUUUUACUUGGGUCGAGGGCUAUCAGAAACGUCCUCCCUACCUCCCAAGCUCCGAUGUUGCAAUUGUGGUCAUUUAUCUGUCACACAAGAGCCUCUAAUCGACAUAAGCUUAGAGAUUGAAGGCGUUGACAGUGUACCAGCAGCACUGGAGUCCUUCACUAAAAUCGAGAAAAUUAAGUAUUCUUGUGAAAGGUGUAAGACACAGGGGCCAUUUGAGAAAUAUCUCCUCGUUCAUUAUGCCCCUUCUGUUGCUGCCCUACAUUUGAAGAGAUUCAAAAAUAACGGGAUAGUUGUUUAG
Solanum tuberosum (potato) is the source of this 462-nucleotide messenger RNA. Its product is annotated as ubiquitin carboxyl-terminal hydrolase 20-like. Bases 1 to 462 code for a protein of 153 amino acids. The record is from RefSeq and is a predicted model, not a curated record. Gene Ontology annotation, biological process: protein deubiquitination. The transcript has 3 exons. Gene Ontology annotation, molecular function: cysteine-type deubiquitinase activity. Gene Ontology annotation, cellular component: nucleus; cytosol. Lineage: Eukaryota; Viridiplantae; Streptophyta; Magnoliopsida; Solanales; Solanaceae.